Molecule: messenger RNA, 1680 nt
Organism: Dovyalis caffra
Lineage: Eukaryota; Viridiplantae; Streptophyta; Magnoliopsida; Malpighiales; Salicaceae
Source: the annotation of a GenBank genome assembly
AUGUUAAGGUUUCUUGUGAGAUCCUCACUAAAAAACCCUCAAUGGAAUCCAAAACCCAUCAUUCCAAUCUCUCAAUCCCCACUUCACAGUCACUUUUCUUCCAAAUCAGGCAAAUCUUCAGCUGCAAAAGGUUUCAACAAAGCCAACAAUAAAAAACCCAUUAAGAACCCAAAAAACUCUGGUCUUGAUGAUUCAAAAACUUUUGUAGCUGACACCAGAGGGAGUACUGAUGAGAGAGUGCUUCGUGCUCGUCGUCUUGCUGAAGAUGAGAAUAACCCUUCACUUAAUGUGGGUCCUAAUGGGAGACCUUUGUUUACUGAUACUAGUUCUCUCUCUCAGCUUACACGCAAAGACACUUGCUCUUACUUCAAAUUCAGCGAGAAGGAAUUGAAUCAGAUGUUGCCAGAGGGAUUGCCAACGGGGAUGGUGAAGGAGUUUGAGGAAUCUAUGAGGAGUGCAUUGCUUGUUAGACAGAGUUUUCUGGAUCUUCGCAAUAAUUUUAGACGCAUUGUUGAUCCUCCGUUGCUCUCUUCCGAUGGUAAAGGUCCGAAAGUUAGAAAGCAGAUUGUAUUAGAUGGUCCUGUUAAUUGUGGAAAGAGUAUAGCGCUUGCUAUGCUUGUUCAUUGGGCUCGUGAAGAAGGUUGGCUAGUGUUUUAUGUUCCCAGAGGAAGGGAGUGGACUCAUGGUGGAUUUGUCUAUAAAAACCCAAUCACUGGUCUUUGGGAUACACCUCUUCAGGCCGAAAAUGCUCUCAAGGAUUUUGUGAAAUACAAUGAAUCUCACUUGAAGCAAUUGCCUUGCCAUAUAUUUGAUCCCGUUCCACUUGGAGAGGGUGCUGGAAUUGGAUUGUUAAAAGGAGUCGAUUCAAUGCCAGUGCCUGAAAACUCGACUUUGUAUGAUCUGGUUCAAAUAGGAAUCAAGCACACACAUGCUGCUGUUGGGGUAGUGGUUCGCUUGAGGAAAGAGUUAUCACUUGUGAAGGAUAUUCCUGUCCUCUUUGCAAUUGAUCAGUAUAAUAACUGGUUUACAUUCAGUGAGUAUGAAGAACCAGUAACUAUGCGUUCAUGUCGACCAGUACAUGCUAAAGAACUUGCAAUGGUAAAUGCUUUUAGGUCUAUGAUGCAUAAUAGCAUGAUGGUGGGUGCCUUUUCCCAUUCAACGGCAGUUGGAAAGUUGCGUAUGGAUUUGCCAGAUGUUCCUGUAGAUGCUCGUGUUAAUCUACCCCGAUAUAAUUUAGACGAAGCAGCUGCUGUUUGCCAUUACUACCUUAGGCAAAGAUUAUUGCCUCGAGAAGCAUUCACAGAGGAGAGCUGGAAGAAGAUAUAUUAUUUGUCGAAUGGAAAUGGAGCAGAAAUGAGAGGGUUACUUCCUCUAAUGCACACUUUCUGCCUUUUCCGCAUCCGAAAAGUAAAUGCUUUUAGGUCUAUGAUGCAUAAUAGCACGAUGGUGGGUGCCUUUUCGCAUUCAAAAGAAGCUGGAAAGAUUCGUGACGAUUUGCCAUUACCAGAUGCAAUAUUUUGUGCCUGGAGAAGCAUUGUCAGAGGUGAUGGGGAAGAAUGUAUUAUUUUGUUCAAAAGGAAAUGCAGCACAAAUGAGAAGAUUCCUUCGUGUAUUGCUAAUGCUGAAAGGCCAUGGUUCGACGAAUUUGAACAUAGUUUGACACAACUGAGAAGAGCAUAG